This is a messenger RNA of Aspergillus wentii DTO 134E9, 549 nucleotides long. Its product is annotated as acyl carrier protein. The transcript is spliced from 2 exons. Bases 1 to 549 code for a protein of 182 amino acids. The record is from RefSeq and is a predicted model, not a curated record. Lineage: Eukaryota; Fungi; Ascomycota; Eurotiomycetes; Eurotiales; Aspergillaceae.
AUGAACGAGAUUGGUGUGGUUACCGAGUCACGCUUUUCACUGGAGAGGUUUGCGUUUCAGGGAGUACCAUUGUUGACUGAAAGGGACCUCAUCGAUGCCGUUCAACUUGGAAUUAGCUGCAGCAAAGAUGGUGCAGUUCCCACGCAGCUCAACGUGGGCCUCGUCCGACGAAGCUAUCAGCCCGGACAGUCUGUGUCGUACAAAGAGGACGCCCGCUUUGGCAUCCUCCACAACAUGAGAAAUGAAAACGUGCUCCCAACAGAACAAGGCGGCAGCACCGACAUCAUCAGACAGCUUAUGGCGCAUUCCGGUACAGACCCAUCGAUUCUGCAACAGAAGCGACCCAGGAGCUCCGAACUGAGCAUCAUCACACCCUUGUCAGUUGUUGGUAUUGAUUCUCUGGUAAGUAUUGAGACUCGGCGAUGGUGGCGCCAGAAUCUGGGAUUGGAGAUUAGUAUCUUGGAGAUUACGAAUGCGGCUUCGAUCACGCAUUUGGUUGGAGCUGCUAUUCGGGGAUUGCAGGCGAAGAUGGGACAUGUGUCGAAGUAG